This is a messenger RNA of Gadus chalcogrammus (walleye pollock), 5016 nucleotides long. RefSeq names its product transient receptor potential cation channel, subfamily M, member 3 (gene trpm3). The record is from RefSeq and is a predicted model, not a curated record. Gene Ontology annotation, biological process: monoatomic cation transmembrane transport; protein tetramerization. Bases 85 to 4947 code for a protein of 1620 amino acids. The transcript is spliced from 22 exons. Gene Ontology annotation, molecular function: monoatomic cation channel activity. NCBI's taxonomy places the organism in Eukaryota, Metazoa, Chordata, Actinopteri, Gadiformes, Gadidae. Gene Ontology annotation, cellular component: membrane.
UCCAUCAGCAAGCACACACAGCUCAGCCCCACGGACGCCUUCGGCACCAUCGAGUUCCAGGGAGGGGGACACUCCAACAAAGCCAUGUACGUGCGGGUGUCUUACGACACCAAGCCAGACCUGCUGCUCCACCUCAUGACCAAGGAGUGGCAGCUGGAGCUCCCCAAGCUGCUCAUCUCCGUCCACGGGGGCCUCCAGAACUUCGAGCUGCAGCCCAAGCUCAAGCAGGUCUUCGGCAAGGGCCUCAUCAAGGCAGCGAUGACCACCGGAGCCUGGAUCUUCACCGGAGGGGUCAACACAGGAGUGAUACGCCAUGUGGGGGAUGCGCUGAAAGACCACGCCUCCAAGUCGAGGGGCAAGAUCUGUACCAUCGGCAUCGCUCCCUGGGGGAUAGUCGAGAACCAGGAGGAUCUAGUGGGGAAAGAUGUGGUGCGGCCGUACCAGACCAUGUCCAACCCCCUGAGCAAGCUGACAGUGCUCAACAGCCUCCACUCCCACUUCAUCCUGGCGGACAACGGCACCACGGGGAAGUACGGCGCCGAGGUGAAGCUAAGGCGGCAGCUGGAGAAGCACAUCUCCCUGCAGAAGAUCAACACGCGGAUCGGGCAGGGCGUGCCGGUGGUGGCCCUCAUCGUGGAGGGGGGCCCCAACGUGAUCUCCAUCGUGCUGGAGUACCUGCGGGACACGCCCCCGGUGCCCGUGGUGGUGUGCGAUGGCAGCGGCCGGGCCUCCGACAUCCUGGCCUUCGGACACAAGUACUCAGAGGAGGGAGGCCUAAUUAAUGAGUCUCUGAGAGACCAGUUGCUGGUGACCAUCCAGAAAACCUUCACCUACAGCCGGACGCAAGCACAGCACCUCUUCAUCAUCCUCAUGGAGUGUAUGAAGAAGAAGGAGCUGAUAACUGUUUUCAGAAUGGGGUCCGAUGGUCAUCAAGAUAUUGACCUUGCAAUCCUCACUGCACUGCUCAAAGGUGCUAAUGCGUCGGCCCCGGACCAGCUGAGUCUGGCUCUGGCCUGGAACCGGGUGGACAUCGCCCGCAGCCAGAUCUUCAUCUACGGACAACAGUGGCCAGUGGGCUCCCUGGAGCAGUCCAUGCUGGAUGCCCUGGUGCUGGACAGAGUGGACUUUGUCAAGCUGCUGAUCGAGAACGGAGUCAGCAUGCACCGCUUCCUCACCCUGUCCCGCCUGGAGGAGCUCUACAACACGAGACACGGACCAUCCAACACCCUCUCCCACCUCGUCAGAGAUGUCAAAAAGGGAAACCUGCCCCCGGACUACCGCAUCAGCCUCAUCGACAUCGGCCUGGUGAUUGAAUACCUAAUGGGCGGAGCUUACCGCUGCAACUACACCAGGAAGAGGUUCAGGACUCUGUACCACAAUCUGUUUGGUCCCAAGAGAGACGACAUGCCGAUACGCCGCGGCCGGCAGAAGACCACCCGCAAGCGGGAGGAGGAGGUGGACAUCGACCUGGACGACCCGGAGAUCAACCACUUCCCCUUCCCCUUCCACGAGCUCAUGGUGUGGGCCGUGCUCAUGAAGCGCCAGAAGAUGGCGCUCUUCUUCUGGCAGCACGGCGAGGAGGCCAUGGCCAAGGCCCUGGUGGCCUGCAAGCUGUGCAAAGCCAUGGCCCACGAGGCGUCGGAGAACGACAUGGUGGACGACAUCUCCCAGGAGCUCAACCAUAACUCCAGAGAGUUCGCCCAGCUGGCCGUGGAGCUUCUGGACCAGUCCUACAAGCAGGACGAGCAGAUGGCCAUGAAGCUGCUCACGUACGAGCUGAAGAACUGGAGCAACGCCACCUGCCUGCAGCUGGCGGUGGCGGCCAAGCACCGGGACUUCAUCGCUCACACGUGCAGCCAGAUGCUGCUGACCGACAUGUGGAUGGGACGCCUACGUAUGCGCAAGAACUCGGGCUUGAAGGUCAUCCUGGGCCUGCUGCUGCCGCCGUCCAUCCUUAGCCUGGAGUUCAAGAACAAGGACGAGAUGUCCUACAUGCCCCAGGACCAGCAGGAGUCCUUCCUGCAGGAGAAGGAGGAGGAGGAGCCCGAGAAGCCCGCCAAGGAGAAGGAAGAGGAGGACAUGGAGUUCACAGUAAGGUCAUACUGUGAGGCGCAGUACAACUCCGUGGCCAUGCUGGGUAAGGUCGCCACGGAGACGUCGAGGAAGAAGGACGUGGAGGAGGUGCAGAAGCGACAUCGGCUUAUCCCCAUGGGCCGCAAGAUCUAUGAGUUCUACAACGCCCCCAUCGUCAAGUUCUGGUUCCACACGAUGGCGUACGUGGCCUACCUGAUGCUGUUCAACUACAUCGUUCUGGUGAAGAUGGACCUGUGGCCGUCUCCCCAGGAAUGGAUUGUCAUCGCAUACAUCUUCACCAACGGCAUCGAGAAGAUGAGAGAGAUCCUGAUGUCGGAGCCGGGGAAGCUGCUGCAGAAGGUGAAGGUGUGGCUGCAGGAGUACUGGAACAUCACCGACCUCAUGGCCAUCCUCAUCUUCUCCGUGGGCAUGGUGCUGCGGCUGCAGGAGCCGCCCUUCAUGAGCUACGGCCGGGUCAUCUACUGCGUCAACAUCAUCUACUGGUACAUCCGGCUGCUGGACAUCUUCGGGGUCAACAAGUACCUGGGGCCCUACGUCAUGAUGAUCGGCAAGAUGAUGAUCGACAUGAUGUACUUUGUGAUCAUCAUGCUGGUGGUGCUGAUGAGUUUCGGGGUGGCGCGUCAGGCCAUCUUAAACCCCAACGAGGACCCCUCCUGGAUGCUGGCCCGCAACAUCUUCUUCAUGCCCUACUGGAUGAUCUACGGGGAGGUGUUUGCCGAUCAGAUUGACCCCCCAUGUGGCAUCAACAUCACGACGGACGACGGCGGGGUGGUGAGGCUGCCGCCCUGUAAGACGGGCGCCUGGAUCGUCCCCGCCAUCAUGGCCUGCUACCUGCUGGUGGCCAACAUACUGCUGGUUAACCUGCUCAUCGCCGUCUUCAACAACACGUUCUUCGAAGUGAAGUCUAUCUCCAACCAGGUGUGGAAGUUCCAGCGCUACCAGCUGAUCAUGACCUUCCACGAGCGGCCCGUCCUGCCCCCACCGCUCAUCAUCUUCAGUCACAUGACCAUGGUACUCAAGCACCUGUGCUGCCGCUGGCGCAAGCACGACGACGACGAGCGCGACUACGGCCUGAAGCUCUUCAUCACGGAGGACGAGCUGAAGAAGGUCCAUGACUUCGAGGAGCAGUGCAUCGAGGAGUACUUCAGGGAGAAGGACGACCGCUUCAACUCCUCCAACGACGAGAGGAUCCGAGUCACUUCCGAGAGGGUGGAGAACAUGGCGAUGCGUCUGGAGGAGGUGAACGAGCGCGAGCACUUCAUGAAGGCGUCGCUGCAGACGGUGGACGUCCGGCUGGCGCAGAUGGAGGAGCUGAUCGCGCGCAUCGCCGUGGCGCUGGAGCGCGUGACGGGCGUGGAGCGCGGCGAGGUCAACAAGGUGCGCUCCCGCACCUCGUCCGACUGCACCGACUCGGCCUACGCCCUGCGGCACGCCGAGGGCCCCGACACCGGGUACAUCCUGCGGCAGAGCAGCUUCAACAGCACGGACGGCAACGCCUACCGCCUGCAGGAGGCGCUGGAGGGCGGCGGCGAGGGCUCCCUGUCCCCGCCCUCGCCCACCGCCGCCGCCACGCGCACCCGGAGCCACUCCUUCUACGUGGGCGGGGGGCGCGGCAGCGGCGGCGAGCCGCAGCACCGCGGGGGCGGGGCCUCAAGGCGCGUCGAGGGCUUCUUCAAGGAGCGCUCGCUGAGCCUGCACCGCGCCAACAGCUCGCAGUCCGUGUCCUCGGGCGCCGCCCCCAGGGACUCCAAGCCCCUCCCCCUGGCCACGCUGUCGGUGUCCCAGCAGCACCGGCCGUCCUCCUGCAUCGACAUCUACGUGUCGGCCUCGGAGGAGGUGGGGCCCGGCGAGGUGUUCCUGGACCCCCUGCGGACGGCCCCGCCCCUCCGCCGGAACUCCUCCCUCCACUCCGAGAUCAUGGAGGCGGUGUUGUCGGGGGGCAGUGACUACGGCGGCGGUGGCGGCGUGGGAGAGAGGUCCUCGGAGUGCGGGGCCGGCAGCAGCGGCUGUGGGACGGUCGCCACGGGGACGGGCACCGCCUUCGAGGACAGCGCCGCCGCCGACCUGUCCCUGAGCUCCGCCCACCUCCUGCCGGACUCCUCCUCCCUGCCGCCGUGGGAGAUGGACCCGUCGCCGCCGCCAUCGGCCGGGAUGCUGGAGCGCUCCAAGAGCAGCCGCUACCUGUCGGCGGGGGGCGGCGGGGGAUUCCUGGACGAGCCCCAGCUGGUCAAGUCCCACAGCCUUAUGUUCAACCCACGCGGCGUGUACGGCGGCCUGGGCGCCGGCGUGCAGGUGAAGGCGGCCGAGUACACCAGCAUCACGGACUGCAUCGACACGCGCUGCGUCUCCUCGCCCUACGCCCCCGCCGAGCGCGCCCACUCCCCGGGCGUCUCCACCUCCUUCCCCUUCGACAAGCCCGCCCCGGACGGGGGCUCCUCGCACCCCGAGCGCGAGGCUGAGCUGAGCCAGACGGAGUCUGACCCCGAGGACCCCGAGGAGCUGUUGGGGGUCCCCUCCACCCCCCGCCCCGGGCGGCCCUGCGGGUCGCCCCUCUACCCGCCCUCCUCCCGGCAGGAGCGGGCCAACAGCUGCUCCUCGGAUGACUCGCACCCCGCCCUGAGCCUGGCCCCCCAGCACAGGAAGAGCCUGUCGGUGAGCGAGAGGAUGGAGCGGGGCGCGGGCCCCGGGGCCGACCGGGGGCCCGCAGGCCGGGGGCCGGCGGGGGCCCGGAACCCCUUCCUCAGGAGCAAGUCCGGGGCCCGCCCGGAGCCCGGCAAGACUGACAGCCUGUCCAUGAGGAAGCUGGCCACGCCCUCGGCGUUCCGCAGCUUCGACAGACAGAACUACACGUGACAACGGGAACGCCGGUCAGCGCAAGAACACACAUACACACAUUCACAGGACCAGGGAGGGUAAAGGUCA